CGGUAUCCUAGCAACCACGCACGCCAACCUCCUCACGCCGAGAGCUCGCUCGCUCCUCCGGGGUGAUUCCGCUCGUCUCUCUCUGCUCCCUGGUGCAGUAAACAUAGACGCUUCGCUUGAGGCUCAAAGCAAACACUUUCAGCCUUCAGUUACAUCCCACCGCGACGGAACGAGCCGAGAGAAAUGUCUUACUUCAACGAUACCAAGUCAAAGGUCGCCAACAUGUCCACUUAUGACCGAAUCUUCCACCAAGUCGAGGGUUAUGAUAUGAAGCGGCCCCGCGAUGACAGGCAACACUGGAGGGGAAGGGGACUCAACAUAAACCAGGAGGAGAGGUCCAGAGCUGUGCCAGUGCUGUCAUCUUCGGAAUAUGGCCGCCAUCUGCCUCCGGUCCCCGACCAGACAGCGCGGCAGUACGCGCGCGUGGCUUCCACAAAAUCAGAGUUUUACAUGAAAAACGGCAUCAUCUGGAGUCUGGCGGAAGGAUAUGGGUCAGUGGCUCCGAUCUGAAAAGCGCCGCGCGUCCCGGCUCGACACCAGAGGAUUGGUUGCUUCUGUCUUUGCAAAGUAAAUCGGUUUUUCACUGAACUGGUU
Messenger RNA from Fundulus heteroclitus (mummichog), 594 nucleotides. RefSeq lists its product as uncharacterized. The transcript has 3 exons. NCBI's taxonomy places the organism in Eukaryota, Metazoa, Chordata, Actinopteri, Cyprinodontiformes, Fundulidae. The record is from RefSeq and is a predicted model, not a curated record. Bases 184 to 510 code for a protein of 108 amino acids.